AUGGCCUAUGCUGAGGAAGACAGAAAUAGCUAUGAGGUGUAUAAGGAAACAGCAGAUUGGUUACGUGCCCGCACCGUCCAACGCCCGAAGAUUGCCAUCAUCUGCGGAUCUGGACUGGGAGGUCUGGCUGAUGCACUGGAUAACAAGACAGUCUUUCCUUAUGAGGACAUCCCUCAUUUCCCCCGGAGCACAGUUGCAGGGCACGCUGGCAGACUGGUGUUUGGGGAGCUGAACGGACAGCCCUGUGUGUGCAUGCAGGGACGCUUCCACUAUUACGAGGGACACUCUGUCAGCGCGGUCGCCUUUCCCAUCAGGGUCUUCUUUCUCCUGGGGGUGGAGAUCCUGAUUGUCACAAAUGCUGCUGGGGGACUGAAUCCCCACUUCCAAGUGGGGGACAUCAUGCUCAUAAGAGAUCACAUCAGCACGUUUGGCUUGGGGGGACAGAAUCCGCUGCGUGGACCCAACGAUGAGAGGUAA
This is a messenger RNA of Mesitornis unicolor (brown roatelo), 477 nucleotides long. RefSeq names its product purine nucleoside phosphorylase (gene PNP). Bases 1 to 477 code for a protein of 158 amino acids. Gene Ontology annotation, cellular component: cytoplasm. The record is from RefSeq and is a predicted model, not a curated record. Gene Ontology annotation, molecular function: purine-nucleoside phosphorylase activity. Lineage: Eukaryota; Metazoa; Chordata; Aves; Mesitornithiformes; Mesitornithidae. The transcript is spliced from 4 exons. Gene Ontology annotation, biological process: nucleoside metabolic process.